Micropterus salmoides (largemouth bass) is the source of this 1221-nucleotide messenger RNA. RefSeq names its product mitochondrial ribosomal protein L39 (gene mrpl39). The coding region runs from base 122 to 1129 and encodes 335 amino acids. The record is from RefSeq and is a predicted model, not a curated record. NCBI's taxonomy places the organism in Eukaryota, Metazoa, Chordata, Actinopteri, Centrarchiformes, Centrarchidae. The transcript has 10 exons. Gene Ontology annotation, cellular component: mitochondrion. Gene Ontology annotation, molecular function: RNA binding; nucleotide binding.
UUGCACACAAAACAGGCAUGGCGUCCUUCAAUGAAUAAGUAGCUGACAUUUAACCAUUUGCCAUUUUGUAUCUAUUUUCGGUUGUUUUUUUUUUAACGUAGAUGUAGAAAUAUCAUUCAUAAUGGCGACCAGGACCGCGUGUCAAGUUCUUCAGCGCCACUUUGCAUCUGCCGCCACGGUAGUGCGUCCAUCGGCCGCUGAGGUCCGCAGCCAGCGCAACGCCAUCUUCUCCAGAGAGCAGGCCAGGCAGAGAGCUUUGUACCCUCGCGUUGAGAAGAUCGAGGUGUCCAUGCACGGCCCGGGGCUGGACGGUACAAUGCUCAUCAUGAACAGAGGAAUGUCCACACCACUGAGCUGUGCCAGACACUUGACCGAGCAUCAUGUGACCAACUCUGUACUGGCCCUGGUGGAUGGGAAACCGUGGCCUCUCCACCAGCCCCUCACCCACUCCUGCGCCCUCACUCUGCUCACAUUUAAAGACAGUGACCCAACGCUGGUCAACGAGGCCUAUUGGCGUUCCUGCGCCGCCUUGCUAGGCCAGGUACUGGAGACUGCGUUCAAAGACGACUUUGCUGUGGAGCUGCUUAGCACACCAGAGGUGCCAGUCACUUCAGGUGCUUUCUGUUGUGAUGUGGUGCUUGACCCUCAGCUGGACUCAUGGACUCCCUCUGAGGAGUCGUUGCGGUCUCUGACCCGAGGGGCUCAGCAGCUGAUCCACCAGGACCUGGCCUGGGAGCCUUUGGAGGUGGCGCCCUCUGUGGCGCUGGAGGUCUUCUCACACAGCAGGUGUAAACAGGAGGAGGUGGAACAGAAGGCAGCACAAAAUCCCAAAGGCACAGUGAUGCUUAACAGAUGUGGUGACCAUGUGCUGCUGAGUUUGGGCCCCCUGGUGGCCAGGACAGGCCUGUGCUCCCAGUAUGAGGUGACUGCCCUCCACAGCCUGGGACAGGGACCCUGGGGCCUCCACCGUCGAGCACAGGGCCUCUCCCUGCCUCUGCAGCUGCAGGCUCACCACUCAGUCUGGAGGAAACUGAGGCAGCGGGCAGAGAAACUGGUUGAGUUGUCAAGACCCAAAGAAGUGAAUCUUUCUUCUCCUACUGACUCAACUCCACCUCCAAUCAGCCAGUAACGACUUCGGUGUAACCUUCCACACACAUACACACUUUAACAUAUGUCUGAUUGUACAAUUUGUUCAAUAAAUGUUGAAAUGUGUCACUUCCA